Bufo gargarizans (Asiatic toad) is the source of this 1822-nucleotide messenger RNA. RefSeq names its product transcription factor CP2-like protein 1. Gene Ontology annotation, cellular component: nucleus. Gene Ontology annotation, biological process: regulation of transcription by RNA polymerase II. Gene Ontology annotation, molecular function: DNA-binding transcription activator activity, RNA polymerase II-specific; RNA polymerase II cis-regulatory region sequence-specific DNA binding. The record is from RefSeq and is a predicted model, not a curated record. The transcript is spliced from 15 exons. NCBI's taxonomy places the organism in Eukaryota, Metazoa, Chordata, Amphibia, Anura, Bufonidae. The coding region runs from base 57 to 1493 and encodes 478 amino acids.
UUGGAAUAUUUAACCCUGAGGUCACUGCAUCCAUCACAAGUUGAUAGGGAUUCACCAUGCUGUUCUGGCACAGCCAACCCGAACAUUACUGGCCCACACCUGCCGAACAUUACCAGAGCCCAACUAAUGCCCUCUACAGGGAGACCAUAUCACUGCCCUAUCUGAAGCAGGAAGACCAGCCCAUGCCCACCGUGCAGUGCCCGGCCUUCCAAUGUGUUCUCUGUGCCCCCAGCUCCCCAGCUGUGAAGCUGCAUGAGGAGAUGCUCACCUACCUCAACCAGGGUCAGUCCUAUGAGAUCCGCAUGCUAAGUAACUGGAAGGGAGCCAGUGACAUUUCAGAAAAUCGACGGUUACUAAAGAGUGUAGUACGAGUGGCUUUCCACGACAGACGCCUGCAAUACAGUGAAAGACAGCAAUUGGAAAGCUGGCAGCUCAGUCAUCCAGGAGACAGACUUUUGGACCUAGAUGUUCCUUUGUCUGUGGGAGUAAUUGACCCUCUGGUCAAUGCCAGUGUCUUGAACAUCAUCGAAUUCUUAUGGGAUCCCAGUAAAAAAACAUCUGUUUUUAUACAGGUUAACUGCAUCAGCACAGAGUUCACACAAAGAAAGAAUGGGGGAGAGAAGGGAGCCCCCUUCCGGAUUCAGGUGGACACAUAUAAGGCCGACCCUCAGGGCAACUUCACCGAGAACCUGUACUCCUGUAGCUGUCAAGUCAAAGUCUUCAAGCCCAAAGGAGCAGAUCGUAAGCAGAAGACAGAUCGUGAGAAGGUGGAGAAGCGCUCAGCACUAGAACGUGACAAGUACCAACCGCCUUGUGAAACCACUGUCCUUACAGAGUGUAUGCCUUGGCCAGAUAUUGAAAUGCCCAGAAGUCCCACCAGCACUCCUGGCCUCUGCUCGCCACGUAACUUCAAGGUGCUUACCCCUGACAGGAUCUGUGCAUCCCCUGUGUGUGCCUCAGACAGCUCUACGGAGUGUACAGGAGAGUGCCUCAGUCCUUCUGCCUCCAUCAGCGACACCCAGCAAUGGCUUCUGCGAAACAGAUUCUCUAAUUACUGCCGAACAUUUUCCAAUUUCACAGGGGCAGAUCUUCUAAAGUUGACCCGCAGGGAUCUUACUCAAAUUUGUGGAGUGGCAGACGGGAUUCGACUGUCUCAUGCCCUAACAGCAAGGUCUGUGCGCCCUCGUCUCACACUGUACAUUAGUACAGAGCCACCAGGCAAGAGCCAAGAUAUCACAGAUGCAAGUCAGACAGCAGUUCUAUAUCAGGAGAUACAUUUGGAAGAUGUGACUGCAGCUGAAUUAACCAAUAAGCUAGCAGACCUAUUCAGUGUGCCUGCAAACCACAUCUUACGGAUCUCCAGAACCGGCCCCCAUGGGAUCCAUAUCCUGCUGAGUGACAUGAUGGUAAGAAAUAUGCCGGAAGAAUCCUGCUUUACGGCUACACUGCAAAAACUGCAAAACCCAGAUGGCUACCAUUGUAUCCUGCGGUAACGAGGUCACAGCAGUUCUUCUGCACUGCCAGGCCAACACAAGACGAGUCCAGCAACCUGAGCGCUGCCAGUCCCAUCAGUGGAUGAAAAGAUGGCCACUAUACAGGGGCUAAGACUCUAAGGAAAAAAACAUGGUCCUGUACUUGGAAUAAGCCCCCUAAAUACUGGGCUUCCACAUCUGACAAUUAAACAUGGUGGUCCAUAUAAACAUUGGCACAACCACUAACAGAUUGAUGGCACUGCCACAUAAAAGGAGGCGUCUGGAUAUUUUUUUAUAUAAAUUAAUAUUUGUAAUAAAGAUUUCUUAUAAAAUAAGCUGAUUAUAUACAU